Xyrauchen texanus (razorback sucker) is the source of this 4681-nucleotide messenger RNA. Its product is annotated as kelch-like protein 22. Gene Ontology annotation, biological process: positive regulation of TORC1 signaling; protein monoubiquitination; proteasome-mediated ubiquitin-dependent protein catabolic process. Bases 207 to 2090 code for a protein of 627 amino acids. Gene Ontology annotation, molecular function: protein binding. The transcript is spliced from 8 exons. Lineage: Eukaryota; Metazoa; Chordata; Actinopteri; Cypriniformes; Catostomidae. Gene Ontology annotation, cellular component: cytosol; polar microtubule; nucleus. The record is from RefSeq and is a predicted model, not a curated record.
GGUGCAAGUCAGCUGGGCGAUCAGAAAACAAACACGCUCCUGCAUCUUCAUCAAUAUAUGAUCAUUAGCAGAGUGACAGCUGUCAUCAGACAGACACAAGCUUCUGUUAACCGUUUCCGGUGAAAGUUUCGUCUUUAUAUAUUUGCAGUGUGGAAGUGCAAACAAAAUGUGAGCAGGUUCAUUCCUCCUCGCGUCUUUGAGUCAAGAUGGCUAAUGACUUGGUCUCCUGCACAACUGGAGGGCGAGGGGCCAUUUGCUCUGCUCAGCCCUGUCCCAGACAGAAAUAUUACAGCAAUGGUCAUUCACAGGGACUGCUGGAGGGGCUCCUGAUGCUGCGACAAGGGGGAAUUCUGUUUGAUGUGGUUCUUAUGGUAGAAGAUAAGCCCAUUCAAGCUCACCGUAUCCUUCUAGCAGCUUCAUGUGAUUAUUUCAGGGGAAUGUUUGCUGGAGGUUUGCGGGAGAUGCAGCAAACUGAGAUCCCUGUUCAUGGAGUCACAUACACAGCAAUGACUAAACUUCUGGACUUCAUCUACACCUCUGAGCUGGAGCUGGACCUGGACACAGUGCAGGAGGUGUUGUGUGCAGCGACCCUUCUACAGAUGCAAGAUGUGAUUGGCUUCUGCUGUGACUUCCUGUUUUCCUGGCUGGAUGAUGAAAACAUCCUUGAGGUGGAGAAGCUAGCUGACAUCUAUGGCCUGAAUCAGCUCGGGGAGAAAAUUCGCUCCUAUCUCCUCAAAAAUAUCCAGACGUUCUCACGUACACCAGUAUAUCGGAAACUACCUGCAGAAAAAGUUCUGAGCAUUCUGUCCAGCAAUGAGCUGGAGGUGAGCUCAGAGAAUGAGGUGUUUGAAGCAGCCCUGCAUUACCAUUACACACCUGAUCAGGUGGAGAAGGACCAGGUGUGCUUACAGGAUCCAUUGCGGAUGUUGGAAGCGGUGCGGUUCUGCCUGAUGGAGAAGCACGUCCUACAGCGUUUGCAUAGUCGAUUAAAACAGUGCUCACUGCGGGACUGUGUGGCCGCUGCUCUGCGUUACCACAGUCAGGAGCUAUGGCAGCCGGUGAUGCAAACCCCACUUACUCAGCCACGCUGCAGCACCCAAUGUAUUCUGGGCUUUGGCGGCAUGUAUUCAUCCAGUGCACUUGCGGACAAUGAAGAGCGCUUCCAGGUGUUCCAGCCCUCCUGGGGGGAGUGGCGUAGUCUCACUGCAGAUCGGGCUCCUCGCAUGUCCAACAUGGGAAUUGGGGUGCUUAAUAACUUUGUCUACUUGGUUGGUGGAGACAAGAACUCAAGUGGUUUCCGUGCUGAAUCUCGAUGCUGGCGGUACGAUCCUAGGCACAACAGCUGGUGUACGAUUGAACCAUUACAACAACAGCAUGCGGAUCAUUGUGUCUGUGUGGUUGAUAAAUAUAUCUACGCCAUAGGAGGACGUGAUUACACUAAUGAAUUGGACUGUGUUGAGCGCUACAACCCUCAAACCAACACUUGGGAAUAUGUGGCACCAUUGAAACGAGAGGUAUAUGCCCACGCUGGAGUAGUGAUUGAUGGGAAGAUCUACAUAGCGUGUGGUCGCCGGGGAAUGGCCUAUCUGAAGGAGACCUACUGUUAUGAUCCCACUGGCAAUCACUGGAGCAUAUGUGCUGAGGGCCCGGUGGAGCGCGCCUGGCAUGGAUUGGCAGCACUGAAUGGCCGGGCUUAUGUCAUUGGAGGAAGCAACGAUGGGUGCGGUUACCGACGAGACGUCCUCAAGGUGGCAUGCUACAACCCAACAGCAGAUGUGUGGUCUGUGGUGAGCCCAUUGCCUGCUGGACAUGGAGAGCCAGGGAUGGCCGUUCUCGAUGGAUGCAUAUACGUCCUGGGUGGAAGGUCGCACGAUAAGGGCAGUCGCAUGAAGUAUGUACACAUUUAUAAUGCAGAGGAGGACCAUUGGGAGAACGGAACAGCCCUCGAGGACCGCGUAUCAGGGCUUUCAGCCUGCGAGGUUCUUCUGCCACAGGCAACCGUGGCCCAUGCACGCAGCUGGGAACAGAGAGCUAAAGCAUCAUGGGAGGAGGUAGACUGGGACGACUCUGACAACUCCAGUGAGGACUAAUGGUGUUUGUGCUAUGCAAAUAGUGCAUACAUAUCAAAGUGAGGAAAUUAUAUAUACUUUAUUAAAUUCAAGAAUCCUAAGAAAUUCCAUAAUCAUGUUUUUUUUUUAAUGAAGAGUUAUGGGUAAUUUAUAAAUGAAUGUUUAAAUCUAAAAGACUGUUGGGCCUGUUUAUAAACAGCUACAAGUAUAUUGGAAUUGUUCAGGUUCUUAAAGGAAUAGUUCACCCAAAAAAUACAAAUGUAGUCAAAUUUUCUCACCCUCAUGUAGCUCCAAACACAUAUGAACUUGUAUGAAAAAUCUUCACACUGCUUUUUUCCAUAAAAUGAAAAUGAAUAGUGACUCCACGCUGUCAAGAACCAAAACGGAAAAAUAACACAUUAAAACACAUUAAAAGUAGUUGAUACAACUCACAUACUUACUGUAUUUACAAAGUCAAACAGGCUUUGAGCGAUAUGAGGAUGAGUAAAUAAUGAAAGAACUUUCAUUUUUGGGUGAACAAUCCCUUUUAAGAUUAUUUAAAGGUAUAAUCCGGGGUCAAUACAAGUUAAGCUCAAUUGACAGCUUUUGUGGCAUAAUGUUGAUAACCACCAAAAAUUAUUUUGACUCGUCUGUCCUUUUCUUUAAAAAAAAAGAAGCAAAAAUUGAGGUCACAGUGAGGCACUUACAAUGGAAGUGAAUGGGGCCAAUUUUUGGAGGGUUUAAAGGCAGAAAUGUGAAGUUUAUAAUUUUAUAAAAGCAUUUGCAUUAAUUCUUCUGCUAAAACUCAUGUAUUAUUUGAGCUGUAAUGUUGUUUAAAUUGUCAUUUUAGGAUUUGUAGACAACAUUGUCAUUGCAAUGAAGUUAUAAAAUUGGCUAUAACAUCACACAGAAAAGGUUAGCGAUUUUAAUGGUGAUUUUAUCACACUAAAACUAUGUUAACACACAUAUUGUUUAUGUCUUGUGGCUAUACUUUUGAAACAGUAUUUUAAUGUUUAAAAAAUUGGCACCCAUUCACUUCCAUUGUAAGUGCCUCACUGGAACCUCAAUUUUUGCUUUUUUAAGAAAAGGAGGAACGAGUCAAGAUCAUUUUUUGUGGUAUUAAAUAUUAUGCCGCAAAUGCUGUAGAUUGAGCUUAACUUGUAUUGAACCCAAAUCACACUCCCACGUAUUGGUGGUUAUUUUACCUACUGGAUGAAUCUUACAAAGAAAUAUGCAGGUUCAGGUCAUUUCACCCCAAAAUCAAAAGAAAAGUAUAAGAAAUGUAAUAUUUAUAUAAAGAAAAUUACACCUACUUUAAAACAUUUUUGUGUUGUGACAUUUUUGUCUUGGUAUUUAAAAAAAUUGUGAAAAACGAUUUAAUUUCCAAUUUAAAUUUUUUAUUUUAAUUUCCAUCCUCAGCAUACAGUAAUGAAAAUCAUCCUGUCUAGAUACAAUGUUUUUAUUAUAUAAUUAUAAUCAUCAUAAAUUAAAUUCAGGACAACAAAUAUGAGGUUUCGGAUGAUUCUAUUUACAAAAAUAUUUGUACAAUUUAUAAUAUGCUACUGACAAUUGUGUGUGUAGAAGGAUGCUUAAUUGUCAUGAAAUCAAUUAAAGGUUUAAUUAUUUAUUUAUCGAUUAAUAUUAAUUUUCUUUGUACAAAAUUGAAUUUCCUGAUAUUUUGGUUUUGGUUUUGGGCUGAAAUAUGACCUGGAGAUUUCUGGACUGUUUUUGUGAGAUUCACUUUGACUGUUUUAGCUUGUUGUGCCAUUGUAGUCAUGUUGACACUCUUAUUUCUGUUCUGUUCUGAACUUGAAUGACUUCAGUGCAACUAUAGGAAACGGUUGGUGAUGCUAACACUAUACAUGCACUUUAUGAAUAGAGGUGAUCUGGUUUUGUUUUAAAUGAUUGUGCCUUUACUGAUAUUUUUGGUAAGUCCAAUGCCUUUUUAUUAAUAGAUUUGAUUUAAGUGCAAUAACAGGAUUUUAAAGUUUUGGAAGUGGUCAACAGGAUCAUCUAGUGAAUGCUGAAAUGCUAGUGUGUGUGUUGGCUGUUGGGUGACUCCAAAGAGAAAUGGUGGAUUCUGCACAAAUGGAAAGUUAUUGAUUUUAACAGUGUCGACUGUUAUUUAAGAUUCCCCCAAUUUAAAAUGUUUUGAAAAGCAAAUAUGUUUCAUGAAAAAUCCCUUUAAGUAAAAUAUUAUGAAGGGGACUUUAAGUACUGCUUCUCACAAUUAGCUUUUUGUAGUAUUUGUUUUCUUAAUGGAAUAUAUCAUACUUAAUGUCACUUAGGCUCUACAUUUCUGAUUUCUUUGUUGAAUGUCAUGAUCAGGAUUAUUAGCAUAAUAAAUCUUUAUUACAAAUCUUUGAAAUAUUUUUGUUAUUCGCUGAUUAUUUUAUUUUUGUGCAAAAUAUUCAUGAUGUUUCUUAUUAAAUACAAAUAUACUUUCACUUAUACCUUAAUGGUACAAUACUUAUUUUCUGACUGUAAUUGCUAACACCAAUUCAUCUAAUUUCAUGUAACACUUUGAAGAAGAAAAAACUGCAACUUUUGUGUUAUAACUACAUUGUCGUCCGUUUACAAUGUAAAAGGUCAUUAAUGAGCAUUUAAAGAGGCAAUAAAGAGGAGUCAGUUGU